Symbiodinium sp. CCMP2456 is the source of this 2262-nucleotide messenger RNA. The record is from the annotation of a GenBank genome assembly. NCBI's taxonomy places the organism in Eukaryota, Dinophyceae, Suessiales, Symbiodiniaceae.
AUGCGGAGUUUCCAGCAGCUUCCUGGGGGCGACUCCUUCGAUGAUGGCAUGCAAGCUUGCCAGGUGCCGCAGGCAUUGAACCUGCAGUCAUCCCCAAGCAUGCCGAUGACGAUCCUGGGUGGCCAGGCUUCCUUCAUGUCAAGCCCCGGAGGCUACACAUCAGGGCUUGGUCUCCAGCUUCCGCCGAACCCGCAGCCCCAAUUCGGCAAUUUUGCCCAAGCUUUGCCACUGUCACAAAACAUGGGCCCCUCCCAGAUGCCACAAAGGCCUGAAGCUCCUGAGAGGGGCUCUCAGUGUGGGGCACCCGGUGCCGGAGUGAUGCCGAAUAUGGGUGUGAUGACCCCGGUGUGGAACCCGGACGGCUCCGGGCAGCCCGUGGGUGGCUUGGGAAUCAUGUCAGGAAUGUCGGGCGGGGUCUCUUCUCAGAGCCAAUCAGACAACCUGCGACUCUCAGGGCUUCCAGUUAGCCAGAUGGCCGAAGGUCAGGUCACGCAAGGCUUCAACAACUCCUCACAGAUGCAGCAGAUGGCGAUUUUGGGUGGCAUGCCUGCACAGUCGCAGCCUGGACAGUUGUUAGGGGCCUUCUGUGCCCAGCUUCUGGGUGGGACUUUGCCUGCACCAGCGGGCGAAGGCCCUGUGAGGCCCCAACCCGGCAAUCCGCCCGGGAGCUCCUUCCACAAGCUCCCGGACUUCCAGGACCCGGUUCGCCAGCCCUGGAUGCAGGACUUGGGCAGGGAGCCCUUGGAGCCACCACGCGAGGAGAGCCAGCCACAGCAGAACCAGCUUCUGCUGCAGCAGCAACAGCUGAUCCUACAGCAGCUGGCCCAGCCACCGAGUCAGUCCGGCUGUUUCGGAAUGGGCGACCAGCCCCAAGCACAGCCUAUGCAAAUGCAGCUGCAACAACCCCAGUCUCAGCAGCUUCAAAUGCGGCCACUCCCUAACAACACCUUUCAGGGAAACUUGCCGGACAACUUUCAGGAGCUCUCCUUGCCACAGCUCCAACUUCAGGAGAGGCCGCUGGAGGAGAAGAGACUCGGAUCUUCGGGGCCGCCGCUGAACUUCCCUCCCAGCAUCUGUGGUGGUGGGCGGUCGCCGGAGUUGGGGAUAUUUCAGCAGUCGCGCGAAGAGAAUGUCGCUGGAAAUAGUGUGACCAACGGGCUCUUCAUGGACGACUUGCACAGCCUCGAUGCAGGCUUCCCCAGGCGGCCCGAGGCUGGCAAAGGCUUCAACUCGGACCAUUUGAACGGCAAUUUUGAUCUUCGCGUCGGCGUGCUGGGUCAAGGGGUUAACCCUGGCCAAAUCAGAGAGAUCUUCAGGCUUAAGGGCCUGGAGAUUCGCUCGAUCGACAUGCAGAGGCUAGGGAAAGGCAUGGCCUUAGUGGCCUUGGCAGAUCCGUCGAAGGCGCGUCGGGCCGUGGAGGAGCUGAACGGUUUCAACAUCGACGGCCGCAUACUAACCGUGGAGUUCAUAGACGAACGCGCGGCUGUGGCCGGUAAGGGAGAGCUGCGCGGCUUUCAGCCAGGCGGACCCCAGAAAGGAGGAGGUAAGCCCGGCCUUGGCAAAGGCUCCAAAGAGAGUUGGGACAAAGGUGCCGCCUUCGUUGGCACAGGGCCAAGCUCUAGCUCGAAAGGAGCAGAGAAGGGCGGCGAUCCAGGUGGAAAGAAGGGUCCUGGGAAGGGCAAGGCCAACAAUAAAGGAGAGACAGGUUUCACGACCUCAGGCGUUGGCAAAAUGAGAUAUGGAAACAGUCCAAAUAAGCUUUUCAUCGGGAAUCUUUCGACGGAGGUCUCCAGCGACGAUUUGAUCGAGGCACUGAAGCCGGCUGGUGAGGUGUUGGGAAUACGUCUACGCCAAGGCAAGUAUUCCAGCAUCGCUUUUGCGGAGUUCAAGCACCCAGGAUGCGUUGACCUUGCGGUUCGGACGCUACAGGGCCUCGCAAUCAAGGGGCGGCCAGCAAGGAUGGAGCACCAGUCCAGCAAGAACGAGCGCAUGGGCGAUGGAGACGAGCCUGGCCUGGAAGGCGGCCCGAGUAAGGGAGGAAAGGGCGGCGGCCGAGGGAAGGGCCGGGGCGGCGGCGACCGCUCUGGCGACCGCAAUCCCGCUCCGCGAGGUAUCCUCCAGCCGGGCCCGCUGCCUCCGGGUCCAAUGGCUGGCAAUCUGCCGCCUCGACUUCCUUCGGGGAUGGUUGCCAAACCAGAAGCUGCACAACCUGGCAGUAAGCCAGCCCCAAAAGUUGGCCUCACGCCGGGCAUUCAGCUGUAA